AGGGGUAGAGAGAGCCGUUACCCUGAGUAACGAUUAGAUAUACCCCGAAUCCUCAAUUUGAAGUUGUGAAACGGGGUCGCCGUAGGGGGCACAGAUAUUCAGGUAUUGCAACGAAAACAGAAUCGACGCAGACGCGAGAGCGAUAGCCAUAGUUGCUCGUCAGAAUGAGUGCGUUGUGUUGAGAUACCCGUCCCCUAGUGUUUACAAUUUUCUUUGGCAAAACUAAUCGGUGUUAUGAUUGCACAUUGUUGGAAAAUAUUUGUGAAAAUAGCACAGUGAUCAUUCGAUUUCCAAAUUGUUUUAUUCGAAAUUAUUCGUGAUACAGAUAUAUGAGAGGCACAGUGUAGGUAAAUACACUCAGUUGUAUUUCCCUGUGUUACUUCAAACUUGUGUCUUGUUACGAAAAUGGCGAAUCUUACAAAUCGCCGAUAUUCUUAUGGAAAUUUUGUAUAUAUCUAUAUGGAUAACAAAAAGUAAAACUAUUCUACGAUUCUAAUGUGGAAGAACUUUAUCGGAGCCAAGUAAGGAAAAAAUUUCGGAUAGUCAAAGAUGGAUGCAACAAUUGAGAGAGAGUGCAGUGCUUUGGGUGGCCUCUUUCAACAGAUUAUAACUGACAUGAAGGUAGCUUCCUAGUUCAUAAAAUUAUCUAAUCAGAAAAGAUAGAAUGGAGCACCAUUAUGGGAAGAUUUAAUUUCAAAAGCAACCAAAUUACAUUCUUGCCUAAGGGCUGCUAUUUUAGCUAUUUCUGCAUAUCUUGAAACCUUUCAAAAAAUUGCUGAUGCUGCAACUAGUGCAAGAGGUGCAACAAAAGAAAUUGGAACUGCUUUAACCCGGAUAUGUCUUAGACAUAAAGCAGUAGAAACACGAAUGAAAUCAUUUACUAGUGCUAUUAUGGAUUGCUUGGUGUUGCCUCUUCAAGAAAAAUUAGAAGAUUGGAAAAAAUCUUUAAUAAAUUUAGAUAAAGAACAUGCUAAAGAAUAUAAAAAAGCAAAAGCAGAAUUAAGAAAGCGAUCUACUGAUACAUUACGUUUGCAAAAGAAAAAAGCACGAAAAGGUCAUCAUUUACAAGGACAGACACAAGGGCAUGGAACAUUAUCAGGUGAUAUUGAAUUGAAUCGAAUGCUAGAAUCUUCAGCUGCUGUUGUUCAAGAAAAACGGUUAAGUUUAGAAGAAACGGAAAGAAAAGCCGUUCGCGCGGCUUUACUCGAAGAAAGGGGCAGAUAUUGUCUUCUUGCCAGAUUUUUGAAACCAGUACUUGAUGAAGAAAUUGCAAUGCUAAUGGAACUGACACACUUGCAAGAGGUUUCUGAUCAAUUACAACGACAUGCAGCCUCUCCACAUCAUUUACCUCCUGCAUCAGAGCAAGUAAUAACAGAUAUAAAAGGUUGCGAUGUAACACAGUGGUCACUUGCUACGCCGCCCUCAAGUCCUUCUCUGUCACUUGGGUCAAGAAAAAGUUCAAUGUGUUCAAUUAGUUCUUUGACUAGUAGCAGCAGUGGCUCUUGUAAAAGUCAUCCAAGUCCAUCUGGACACCCUUGGCACAGAUCACUUUCUCAGUCUGUCGGUGUCAGGCCCUCCAGCAUCAAUGGUAUGAUGACACUACGCCACUUGGUAAAUGGUAGUUCCCGUGACUCUGGCUUCACUUCUCAGGACACGUUAUACACACAACCAAUCUCUGAACAUCAGGUAUCAAAUGUGUCUUCUCAAACUAAUCAAAAUACUGGUUGUACUACAACAAGACCUGUAACUACUGCUACUUGGCCUGACUUGCAAGAAACAUCAGUUCAGUAUGAUAGGCAAAAUCAAAACACAAUCAACGAACGACCGCACACGAUUUCUUCUGCUUAUGAAAAAGGCCAUCAAAGACCAGCACUCAGUGUCUACACAUUCCAAGCUCCAGAUAAUAGUAGCUGUUGUCAUAGUCAACCCGCUUCUCCAGUUUCUUCUUCCUCUUCAUGUUCUUCCUCUAAUCAACAAGCAUCUAGAGUACAAUUGCGUAGAAAUAAUGGUAGUCAUCGCCCUCCUAUACCAAACAGAUGUUCCAGUUUAGAGCGACCAACAGUUCCAGUAAAAAAUGAACCUCCUGGAAGUCCUAGAGGGAAACCUAAGUUACCACUUCCAGCACACUUAGCAAAAGAAUUAGCAACUCAUCAACUUCAACAACCAAUGUAUGUGAACAUGCACGAAUUAGCAAAUUUAGCUGCAAGUCGCGCUCAAGAGAUGCAGUUACCUUUACCACCACCUCCUGCUUCAUUAUCAGCACCAGGAACUGAAAAGACUGAAAUUACGGAAAAAGAUGGUGGAAGUCAAACAUCAGAAUCUAGUAUUGAAUCUAGCAGUGGAUAUGGAAGUCAAACUACUAUACCGCAUUCUCAUUCACUUCAUAAUCCAACUGAAAAUGCAUGGAAUGUACCUGGUGCUGUAUCUACUUUAACGGUCCGUAGAGGAUCGAUGCAGCAAGUGAAUAAACCUCCACCACCAACAAGACGAACGUCUACUAUUAUAACUGCUACAUUCAAUAAUCCUUCAGCAGGUUCUAACGAUGAACGCACUGAUAAUACUUGCGACGAAACUGAAAAUCUUCCUCCCCCGCCAGCGUUUUUGUUAGAAGGUUCUUCACCUACAGCUAGUCCUACUCCUCAACGAUCUAUCUCAGUGUCGGAAACAGUAAGGACUCUUACAGAGUUACGUCAUACACCUGCUAGUCCAUCUCUUUUACGGAAAGCUACAGGACAAGCACAGUCGCAUAACAAUGCGUCUGCUACAUUACCACAUAAUGCUGUGUUGCAAGUAACUCGAUCAUCUGUUGAACGUUCAUGUGCAGCCAUUCGUUCAGCUUCUCAAGAACGUAAUUCAAAUACUACACAAAUAACUACUGUCAAUACAGGUGUAAAUAUUCAAGGGCAAGGUCCGGGAGGGGUUGGCCAAAGUUUUAUGGCGGUUCUCAGUGCUAAGCUCAUUAACAGUACAGGUAAUAAUGCCACAAGUGGUAACAAUACGAAUAGUAGUCCCAAAUCUACCAGAAAGCACUCCAUUGAACAGCAGAUAAGCAAAAAUUCUAAAACACCAUCUGGUUUUCUCGAGACUUUGAAUGCUAAAUUAGCGCAACAACAGCAAAACUUGCAAGGAAAUAAUACAACGAGUAGAUCCGCAAGCGUAAGACGCAUAAUGGGUAAUCGUGUACCCAUUAUGGAUCCUUUACAAGUCAGGGAUUCUCUCAUGGAUCAAAUACGAAAAGGUACCUCUUUAAGGAAAACCAGUGGUCCCAUUAACGAUCGUUCAGCACCUAAAAUUUAUUGAGUAUUAUAAUACGGAUGUUCGUACAAGUUCCUUUGUUAUUUCUGAUGCAUCUGAUAUUUGCGACCGUUGCAACAAUCGCAACACGCAUUAUCAAGUCUGAACAAUAACGUGUUUACAUCGCCAAAUAAAAUUGCGCUUAUUGCGCGUAUAUAUGUACCUUUACGAACGUACAUUUGGUAAUUGAUAAUCAGUUAGACUGACUUCUUUGCAUUUCGGUGCACUGACGUAAAAUUCAAAGAGUAAAGCCAAUUUUUUACCUGAAUUCGUUAAUAUCGUGUUUAGUUUGAUUAAAAUUAUGUAAGGAAGGCAAGCUCUAUAUUAAAUCCAUCUUUAAUUUAUAUUUCACAAUGCGUGUCAUAAUAUAUAUAAUAUAUACAUAUAUAUUAAUUCAGUGCAAAGAUAAAACGACGUGUCUUGUUUAAUUAGAGAGCCCAAUUUUAUUAUAUCGUACGCGUACUUUAUAAUUUAAAAUAAUAAGAUUUAAAUAAUAUAUUUAUAAACUAAAGUAGUAUAUUUACAUAUUAUUGCAACUUUAAGUUUUAACUUAAGUUGAUGUUUGAUACUAAUGCCUGAUGCUUGCCAGUACUAUGGAAAACCUGACUGACUGAAUCAUAUUUUAGUAGCAAUUUAAUACUUUAUAUUUUAAUUUAAAGAAGAAAUACAAAAUCUGCAUAUAUAAUUUAAUAUAGAGCUCGUGUCUUAAUGUAUUAUUAUUUUACAUGUAGUGAUUAAUUUUACCUGUAUUGUCUGUCUUUCAUUUUCCUGUAUGAAGCGCACAAACACAAUUGUCAUUUUUAUUUCAGACUAUUUUUAUUUUCUACUCAGUAUCGUGUUCCAUGCGAGCACAGGUUCUAAUAGUAGCAUUUGUCAACCAAUAUAAUACUGUUUGGUAUGACAAAAUUGAACGUAAAUGUAUGUGAGUAUUACUGCCCAGGUAGAACUUAAUUUUAGAAUUAGUUUUUAUAUUGGCCCGAUUCCAUCGAGAUUUAUAUCUUUAAUAUUUAUUCAAUAUCGAUAUACAAUAAUAUUGUAUUUUCCAGACUACAGUAUUACUGCAUUAUUUUUGUUGUUUGAACAAUGUUUGUAAGUUAAUUUUACCACACCUUGAAAGUUUUUGUAUUAACUUAGUGUAGAUUUCUUUAGAUUAUACCAAUUGUCUUUUACACAUACUGCCUUCUUGCUAGAGAAGUGACACUUUUAAAAAAUCCUUAAUUUCGAUAUGUUUGUAAAAAUUUCCCAACUUUUUUUUUAAUAGUAAACGAUAUAUAUGAAUAAUAUUUUAUAAAAAAUUUUAGAAAUCUAAAGAUUAUUAGUUAAAUUACAACAAAAUUAUUAAAUUGGUAAAUAAUUACUAAAUUGUUCAAUAAUUAGUAAUCUUCUAUUUCAAGGGUUCUAUUUUAUUUUUAUUAACUGUGGAUCACUUUUCUAGCAAAUUAAUGAUAACCACUUAGUCCUAGUUUUAAAACGUAUAUCCAUAUUUCGGAAUACCAUGGAUUUGUAUUUAGAAUACUUCGCGAUUGCAAUGUCUGUCUCUUGCAUAUUGAUUCUACAUAUCCGAAUUUUUGUAUCACUGUGUUUUUUGACAUUAGGGUAAAUAUUGUACAAUACUGUUUUAUAAUAUCGAUAUCUACGAAGUUAGGAGAGCUGUUGAGAUAUGUGCAUUUACUAUUUACUCGAGCAUUUACUGCCAACGUGUUCGACCAAUAUUCUCAUAAAUAUUGAGUCAACAUUUCGUCACAGUACUUGUGUUCUGCCUGGGCAAUGCUGUUCCAAUAUCGAUAAAUAUUAAAAGUAAACGUAUAUAUGUAUAUCAGAUCGGCGAGAAAAUUACUAGUGCGUUAAUACAUCAUUUUUGGUGAAUGUAUACCUUUGCGCAUAUUUAACUAACUGAUGAAAAUUAUGAUCCCAGUGUAACAAAGUAUUAUUAAUCGUAUUCGUCUCGUUUUUUCUUAAGUGACCAUUUGCGAAUAGGAUUCUAUAAUAUCUACUACAUGUACCGUGUUGUUUAUUCGUACGGAUAAACGGUGAUGUACUAACUACAAGCAAAAAAUAUCUAUUGAAUAGAGUAUAAUUGAAAUCUUUGGAAACGACGCCGACUGAACUGAAAACGCUACUGCCAAUUUAUAGACAUUCAAAAAUCGUUCCUUUCAUUCCUGAUGCAGGUGUUAGGUUUUGCAUUUUACUUUAGUGAAGCGUCGCUACGGUUAGUUUCUCUAGCGAACAGUGCAAAUAGUCUUAUUUAUUUCGAGCAAGCAUUUUACCGUUUACAAAUGUGGAUAAAUAGCGAACACAUUUCCAGUGAUAAUGCGAUUUGGUAUUUAAUGCUGAAGUCGAACAUAGGAAAUUACAUAAAUAACAAUAAAAAAAGAAGGACGAAGAAAGAAAGAAAGAGAAGAAAGAUCGAUAGCUUUAUAACAAAUAUUCUCUGUAGCUGUGCAAAAAGAUAGAAAGAGAAAAUGUUUCAAUUCCAUCAGCAUUAAAUGACAAACACUUAGUAUGAUAAAUAAAAAGAGCCGUAAUAAUAAAAUAGAUAACCGUAAAAUCUGCUGUAAUAAAAUAAUAUUUAAUGUAGUAAAAAGUUCGAGAGGUGAUUGUUAAUUUGUAAUAAUUAUUUCAGUAGCAGAUCAGAUACAAAGAAUAAAUAAAUAAAAGUAUAACAAACAAAAAACCGAUAUUCGCUUUUUUGCGUGUUCACUUGUCAAUAUACAUAUAUAUACAUAUACAUAUAUAUAAAAUUACGAAGGAAUAAAUUAAUCAAUUUACUAUAUUGAAAACUUUAUUCACAAUAUAUAUAAAAAAAAGAGGAACUUUCCAUUCCCUGAUACAUAUAUAACUAAUUGCGACGAUGAUGUUCGUUUAUGUUUUCACGUGGACUAUAGCUUAUCCUAUGAUUACUUACAUAUUAUGUAACUGAUAUAUUUGUAGAUAAAAAAAAAAAACAGAAAAUGAAAAGAGUAAAGAUUCAUGUAUAUACCCUGCGCGAAAUUAGUUCAGUUAAAAAAGAAAACAGAA
Bombus huntii is the source of this 6312-nucleotide messenger RNA. Its product is annotated as protein MTSS 2. The record is from RefSeq and is a predicted model, not a curated record. Lineage: Eukaryota; Metazoa; Arthropoda; Insecta; Hymenoptera; Apidae. Gene Ontology annotation, biological process: plasma membrane organization; cell projection assembly. Gene Ontology annotation, molecular function: actin binding; phospholipid binding. Gene Ontology annotation, cellular component: actin cytoskeleton; cytoplasmic side of plasma membrane. The coding region runs from base 868 to 3300 and encodes 810 amino acids. The transcript is spliced from 14 exons.